Molecule: messenger RNA, 908 nt
Organism: Camelina sativa (false flax)
Lineage: Eukaryota; Viridiplantae; Streptophyta; Magnoliopsida; Brassicales; Brassicaceae
Source: RefSeq, a predicted model, not a curated record
ACUUACGAAAUACUAUGGUGUAAAAAAAAGGAAUGACGAAUAGGGAAUACCUGGAGGAUGAGGAUGCUGAAGAGCCAGACGACUUUGUGAUAUCUCUUACUUCACAGAUAACGCGUAGGGACGAGGGAAUGGCGCCUUUCAUCUCUGGUGAGAAGAGGAAUUAUGUUUUUGGUGGCAUAUGUGGAGUUGCAGCAAAUGCGUCCAUUAAGGCUUUGGCUGACAUGAGGUCAAUCAACCUUUUCGGGGUUCAACAAAUAUGUCGGAACACUAUUGCAUUGGAACAGGCCAUGGCAGCUAUUCCAUAUAUCGAUGGUGAAACUGUACAACAGAACCUAGAUCGUGUCCGUACUUACUUUGAACUACUAAACAUGCCAUUCGAAGCGUUGCUCGCAUUCAUAGCAGAACACGACCAAAUGUUUACACCCACAGAGUAUUCCAAUCUUCUGAAGGUCAAUGUUCCUGGAAGAGAUACUCCUCAAGAUGCUCAAUCCCGCCUUUUGGAAAUUCUUUCUCACUAAUGUCAACUCUUCGAGCCAUUCACCGAUUACCGUGAAUAAACAGAAGCUUCUCCAGCAGCCAAUUGAAUUCAUGGUUUCUCAUAAGCUGCAGAAAAAAAAUCAUAAUGGUGAAAUCCUGAAGGAGAAGCAGGAAACAGAAAAUGUAUAUCAUCUUAGUGCUUCUACUGCCAUAAGAGUAUACGGUUUCGUGAGUAUCUCAAUUUUUCAUUUUUUUUUUUUAAUUUUGAAAAACUCUUGUCUAGUUUCUGUCUAAUACGGAACCAAGACCUUUCUUUGAGAGCUUUGUUUUGUUUAAAUUCUUUGGUAGAGAUUUUCCGUUGUAUAAAACUUCCCAAGAGUGAGAUCAUAUUCCUUCCAAAUGAAAACAAAAAUAGAAAGAAAGCCACAAAA